AUGUCAGGAGAAAAGAGCGAGCAAAGUCAGCUCAAGCUUGAGUCCGGCGAUGGCGAGCAAAUUACAGUAGACAAGGAUGUCGCCGAGCGCUCAGUCCUGAUCAAGAAUAUGGUCGGCGAUCUUGGUGAGGAGGCUAUGACAGAAGCUAUCCCCAUCCCCAACGUCAAUGCCGCAGUCCUCAAGAAAGUCAUCGAAUGGUGCACCCACCACCGGGCUGAUCCUGCUCCAACGACUGACGACGACUCGGACUCACGAAAGAAGUCUACAGACAUCGACGAGUGGGAUCAGAAGUUUAUGCAGGUUGACCAAGAGAUGUUAUUUGAGAUCAUUCUAGCUGCGAACUAUCUCGAUAUCAAGCAAUUGCUAGAUGUAGGCUGCAAAACAGUCGCCAACAUGAUCAAAGGCAAAUCACCCGAGGAGAUCCGAAAGACGUUCAACAUCCAGAACGACUUUACUCCAGAAGAGGAGGAUCAGAUCCGAAGGGAGAACGAAUGGGCGGAGGAAUGUCCCAAUUAUCUAGGUUCUCCGGAUGGUCGACGCAUGACGAAGGUGUUAAAAUGA
Messenger RNA from Lithohypha guttulata, 561 nucleotides. RefSeq lists its product as uncharacterized. The record is from RefSeq and is a predicted model, not a curated record. The transcript has 2 exons. Bases 1 to 561 code for a protein of 186 amino acids. Gene Ontology annotation, molecular function: cullin family protein binding. Gene Ontology annotation, biological process: mitotic cell cycle; SCF-dependent proteasomal ubiquitin-dependent protein catabolic process. Gene Ontology annotation, cellular component: nucleus; cytoplasm. NCBI's taxonomy places the organism in Eukaryota, Fungi, Ascomycota, Eurotiomycetes, Chaetothyriales, Trichomeriaceae.